UCCCUCCCUCUCUCUCUCUCUCUCUCUCUCUCUCUCUCUCUCUCUCUCUCUCUGUGCUUCUCCCAUCCUCUUCCUCCUCCUCAGCCGCUGGAUGCUGCGUCAGAAGGCGCGAGGCUCCGUCUGGAUGGAGACCGACUGAGGAGCCACCGGUGCCGGGGAGAAGGGGCGGUCAGACAGAGGGGCGGCCUCGGCACGGAGCUCCUCCACCAUCCAAAAUUUUCCUGCCUCACUCGCUGCUGUAACGGCGGGGCGUCUCUUGGGAAUUGUGCGCAACAUGCCCGCACCCAGAAGUGUCUAGCGAGAGGUCCGACUUGCCUGCAUAAGAUGGACGUGGUGGGAGCGGAGCGUCGCAGGGCCACCCCGGCGCAGACGCCCGAGGAGAGGGACGUGUGGAGGGAUGGGGGGAGAGCCGGGUGGAGGGAUGCAGGAAGGGAGGCGUGGAGGGAUGGACGGGAGAGCGGAGUGGUGCACAGCUACAGUUUUGACUCCUACCAGCUGGAAGAGGAGGAAAUCGGCAAAGACGUCCCGGAGAGAGGCGUUCUGGCGCUGUCUGAGCCCGACUUUGAGGAGCCGAUCCCUGACGACCGUUACCAUGGCAUCUACUUUGCGAUGCUAUUGGCUGGAGUCGGGUUCCUGCUGCCUUACAACAGCUUCAUCACAGACGUGGACUACCUUCACCACAAGUUCAGCGGGACAUCCAUCGUGUUUGACAUGAGUCUAACGUACAUCCUGGUGGCGCUUUUGGCCGUCCUCCUCAACAACGUGCUGGUGGAAAGACUCAGUAUGCACACCAGAAUCACCGUGGGCUACAUCUUAGCAUUGGGGCCUUUGGUGUUUGUCAGCGUUUUUGACGUCUGGUUGGCAAAGUUCACCAACAGUCAAGCUUAUGUCAUCAACCUGGUUUCAGUGGGAGUAGUUGCCUUUGGCUGUACAGUGCAACAGUCCAGUUUCUAUGGUUACAUGGGGAUGCUGCCCAAGAGGUACACGCAGGGGGUGAUGACUGGAGAGAGCACCGCCGGGGUCAUCAUCUCCUUGUCUCGCAUCUUCACCAAGCUGCUGAUCCCAGACGAGAGGAGGAACACGCUCAUCUUCUUCCUCAUCUCCAUUGGCAUGGAAAUGCUUUGCUUCCUGCUUCACCUGCUGGUGCGCCGCUCCCGCUUCAUCCGCUACUACACCAGCCACGCCCAGGGCAAAGGUCCGGGCAAAGGUCACGACCCCCGCGGCAACUCCACCGGCUACAGGGUUCACCAUGACGUCACGGCGGAGGAGGUUAAAUUUGGGAAUGGCGCAAUGGGGCCACCCACAACAGAAGAGGGCAUUGAGGAAUAUGUGGGUGGGACAUAUGUGCGAUUUGACGCCCCAAAAAUCAAGUUCAGAAGAACCUGGCCUAGUGUUCGAGACCUGAUUUUGCAUCGUUACGUGGUGUCCCGUGUCAUCUGGGCCUACAUGGUGUCCAUAGCGGUGACCUACAGCAUCACUCUGUGCCUGUUCCCCGGCUUGGAGUCCGAGAUGAGGAACCCCACCUUAGGGGAGUGGCUGCCCAUCCUCAUCAUGGCCACCUUCAACAUGUCCGACUUUGUAGGAAAGAUUCUGGCGGCGCUGCCCUACGACUGGUCUGGAGGCCGCCUGCUCUUCUUCUCCUGCUUGAGAGUUGUCUUCAUACCUCUCUUCAUCAUGUGUGUGUACCCGGCGCACGCGCCCACCCUGGCCCACCCUGCCUGGCCGUGUCUCUUCUCCCUGCUCAUGGGCGUUACCAACGGGUACUUUGGCUCCGUGCCAAUGAUUCAGGCCGCUGGCAAAGUGGCGCCGGAGCAGAGGGAGCUUGCAGGUAACGUGAUGACUGUCUCCUACAUGACAGGCUUGAUGGUGGGCUCUGUUGUGGCGUACGCCGCUUACAGCUUCACAGCUCGUCCAACAACAGGCUUCUCCGCCCUCAACGUACACGCAAACAUGACUGCUUUUUGAAUGUCCUCACAUGGUCGCAUAGAAGUUUAUACACUAGCAGCAGGAGAGGGUGACGGUCUCCCCUAUGAAGGAAACAAUGUAGCAUUACAUAUCUUCCUAUUUUCCAGCCAGGAUGAGAGUGAAGAUUUCGUGGAUGUGGAUGAACUUUUUUCCCGGAGUUUUUUUUGGGAGUGUUUCACUGUGAAAUGAGUUUUAGGCAUACUGGUGUGGUUUCAUUUACGACGUGGUCUCUUUUUGUAGACUUCAGCUGGAGAUAGUGACAACCCAUGGUCCUGAAAUAAUAAAGGUCCUUCAUGGAGAAAAGUGGCAGACAAAAUAGAUAAAUGGAUGGAUUAACGUUGACCACGUCAGUUCUUCAUAAAGUGGUAUUGCUAACCCGUGACCGACAGCUUCUGCACAGUGUUCUUUGUGUUGUCUCUUGUGAGGUUUGUUUUUUUUUUGUUUUGUCAGCCAAUAUGCUUUCCAUGUGAGUGGAACCUCCAAAAUCGAACAGACCAAAUAGUACAAUUUGGAGGUCAACCAAACAGUUGUGGUUCUAGAUUUAUGGUGGCAACAGUUUGAGACCAGAAGAAAUGAGCUCACAAUAUGGUGGCAAGAUUGUUUCGAUCUCAAUCAGCACCACAGAACAUUUGUGUUCGACUUUGGAGGAUCUGCUGGAUCGGUGUUGCAUUUUGAGGGGUCAAAACAUCGAGUGCCAAAUAUAUCUACCUUUUCCGAAAUAAUGUUAUUGAGAAAAGAGUGAAUGUAAAAUCAACAAGCGUCACUGUCUGAACCUUGUAAAUAUAUUUAGGAAUAACGUUUAAAAGAGCAAAGAGAUGUGAUUUGCCAGGGCUAAUGAUAUUUUUGUGAGUUUAUUUCUGUAUUAUAAAAAGAUGCAGAACUUUU
Molecule: messenger RNA, 2850 nt
Organism: Hippocampus comes (tiger tail seahorse)
Lineage: Eukaryota; Metazoa; Chordata; Actinopteri; Syngnathiformes; Syngnathidae
Gene: slc29a4a
Product: solute carrier family 29 member 4a
Exons: 11
Coding region: 325-1965 (546 amino acids)
Biological process (GO): nucleoside transmembrane transport
Cellular component (GO): plasma membrane
Molecular function (GO): nucleoside transmembrane transporter activity; monoamine transmembrane transporter activity
Source: RefSeq, a predicted model, not a curated record